CCUACUUUGAGGCUGCCCACAAUGGCGACCUGGCGACACUGCGCUGCCUGCGGCGGCUGGGCUGCCCCUGGGGCCUGCUGCCCGAACGUAUCUUUUCAGGGUUCUUCCUGAACGGCUUCCACCCUCCAAUGCUGGAGUGGCUGCUGGAGGAGGGCUAUCCUAUGAAUUGGGGCGAGGCAGUGAGGGGUGUAGCAAGAACGGUCGCUGCUUCCUCAUCACGUACGUCUCAGAAGGCGUGGGAGUGGCUGCGAGUUAAUAGCGACAGGGAUGUUGAGUGGUGGCAGGAUGAGGGGUAUGUGUCUGUGGAUGCAGCCAUGGAGGCUGCACUGGCGAAGUUCCGGGCUAGGAUAGGGCGCAGGUGAAUAAGAUGAGGAGGAAGAGUAUGACAAGGAGGGGGAGGAAGAGGAGCACAAACAUAAAAGAGGUUGAAGGUUUGCAUGUGAGCAUGGUAGUACUUUUACGAGCAAGGGAAGGUCUGUGAGCGAAGGGAGGGAUGCAUGAUGUGGUGAAUAAAGUAGGUAAACGAAUAUAGUAGGUGCAGCUGGGUGCAGGGUAAUGUGGUGGAUGCAUGAGGGGAGGAAGAUGGUCAUUCAGGAGAAGAUUACUUGCAUACAGAAGGCAUGUAGCUUGAGAAACCUGGUGAUGCGGACGCAAGGGCUGCCACACGUUGCCCAAAGGGAGGCUGCAGGCCAGGGGCGGGCCAGCAGGGAGUACGAGUACUUGCCAGAGAGUAGCCACACCCCACAUUCAAACACCUCAUGACAUGGGCUCCCCUUAGCUAGUGUGCAUCUUAAACCAUGUGAGGCAUUCCUUCCUAAUGCUUGGAAAGAGGGGGUGAAAUGAGCACGACAGGCAACUAGGCAGAGCGUGGAUGCACCCUGGUGAGGACAGACCAGCUGAUGACAAUUGUUCUCCCUGGACAAGGUAUUCUCACAGAAUACCUUCCAACAACCUGCCCGUGUUGUGCUGCAAUGGUGCACGUGUUCUACAUAGGAUUAACUCUGUAAAUUCCACGCUUGGGUUCAGGUAGGGACGCCUUAUCUUAUCUGGCCCUUUACUUAGGAUAAUGUACGAACGAGGAGCCCAUGCAACUUCUAGGAUUUCCUCAUUGAAUGUCCCGCUUACGAUGAUUUGCGAGAAAAGAUAUGGGAAAGUUGUGUCUCACGAGAUGCUGAUAUGAUGUCUAUCAUGGGCAUGGAGGAUCAGGCAUUGCUUCCUAGCGUGAUCACUAGCAUGAGAAGUCGUAGGAUUGCGCAGACAGGGUAC
Molecule: messenger RNA, 1266 nt
Organism: Astrephomene gubernaculifera
Lineage: Eukaryota; Viridiplantae; Chlorophyta; Chlorophyceae; Chlamydomonadales; Astrephomenaceae
Source: the annotation of a GenBank genome assembly